AAAAGCGAAAGAACAAGCAGAGACGACCAGCAAUAGCCUACUGCAGUCCUGUCUCUAGAUCGGCCAAUCUUUGCCGGCGUGCCUUCGGUUCCCUAGCUAGUAGGUUGCAAUACUGAGCCAUGCCUUCAAGCAAGGGAUUAUUCGACAUCACAGGGCCGACGCAUAUGAUGGCAAAAACUGGCGACGGCACUUCUCCGGCCAAGACAAUUGAGAUAGACUGGGACAACGAGGAGCAUCGCCGGUGCAUCACCGCCUGUCUUGUUAAGGGCACCUACGUCCUGGAGAGCGAUCGAACCAACGGGAGGCAGGAACCUGCCAAUGCGCUCGCGCCGGCGUGGUGGGAGAGCUUCCACUUCGGCCGGCUUCCCUUUCGCGUGCUUGAGUGUGAGUGCGAAUGCGCCUUGUGCAAGAUUGGCCGGCACAUCGUUGCAGGCAGAAGCCAGGGCUUCAUCUACGGGGCCAUCUUCGAGUACGUGCCACCGGACGGCUCGCGCCGCCACCCGUCGGCUCCAAGCUACAUCGUUGCCUUCCGGGGCACUAUGCGGCGGGAUGCCACAACUCUGGGCGAUAUGCGCCUCGACCUCAGAAUCCUGCUCAACGCACACCACAGCUGCGGCCGCUUCAGCCAUGCGCGCGAAGAGGUCAGGAAUUUCCUGGACUCCGUCCGGGAGGCGACGCCACCGGGAGCCGGCAGCCCCGCGGUGUGGCUCGCGGGGCAUUCGCUUGGCGCGUCCAUAGCGCUGGACGUGGGGCGUGAUAUUAUGGCCAAUAAUAGGAAGCUGAACCUCCCGACCUUCCUAUUCAACCCGCCGCAGGUGUCGCCGGCCGCGGUGAUCAAUGACAACCUGCCCAUGGCAGGGGUGGCGAAGAGGGGUCUGCACACCUCUAGCUACAUCCUGAAGCACGGGCUGGGGAAAGUUCUCAAGCCCCACAAGAAAAACAUGGAGGAGCAGUUCGAGCAGCUGUCGCCGUGGGUGCCGAACCUGUACGUGCACCAGCGGGACCUCAUCUGCAAGGGCUUCAUCGACUACUUCGAGCAGCGGGAGCGGGUGCAGGAGCGGUUCCCCCGGGUGGCCGCGUCGGGCACCACGCUGUCGUACCGGGACAUGUGCCGCUCCGUGUUCGGCAUGCAGAACGAGCGGCCGCACCUCCUGCCAUCCGCGAUGCUGUGGAAGAACCAGAGCGAAGGCAGCGACCCGCACGAGCUCCGGCAGUGGUGGCAGCCCCAACAAGGCCCGGAGCUGGUUUUGACCCACAAGUUAUACAAAUGGCCUGCUUCAAUGUAGAUGCAUGGCCUUAUUAUAUGCUCUUCUCUUGAUUAUCUAGCUAUUUGAUUUAGUGAUUCAGUGGAUGCUUCUAAUGUUAAUUGAUUUUACUAAUCUA
Molecule: messenger RNA, 1383 nt
Organism: Setaria italica (foxtail millet)
Lineage: Eukaryota; Viridiplantae; Streptophyta; Magnoliopsida; Poales; Poaceae
Product: GDSL esterase/lipase At4g10955
Exons: 2
Coding region: 120-1286 (388 amino acids)
Source: RefSeq, a predicted model, not a curated record